AUGGCAGAUCCACGGAUGCCUCUCUUCUUUGUGGCCGUCACUCUGUUCCAUGCAACUGAGUUCGCCUUCUCCGUUCUUUGCCACAGCAAGACGAUUGAGUUCCGCUGCUUCCUGCUCGCGCCUGUGCCGGCAGCUGGCUACAGCAUCGCCAUCGUUGCGGCAAUAUGUGAGUUCUGGCUGUGGCAAGCAUCGGGGAUCACCCUCCCAGGUGUCCUCGUGGGAGGUCUGACCCUGCUGGGUGCAGGGCUUGUCCUUGCUGGCUGGUCGUUGAGGACGGCCGCACUCUUCACUGCGAGAUCAAACUUCACUCACAUUGUCGCCCACUACAAGGAUCCAUCCCACAGACUUGUGCAACAUGGAGUGUAUGGCUGGUGCAGACAUCCUGGAUACGUUGGAUGGUUCCUGUGGAGCGUUUCCACCCAGAUCCUUCUGAUCAACCCUGUCUGCAUCUUCUGCUACUCUUGGGUCUCUUUCCGCUUCUUUGCAGGCAGGAUACCGCACGAAGAGGAAAUGCUGCUACAAUUCUUUGGGGAUGAAUACAUGGCCUAUGCGAGAGAGGUGCCCUGUGGAAUACCAGGAAUUUCUAGGCUUCAGCGGUGA
This is a messenger RNA of Symbiodinium necroappetens, 600 nucleotides long. Lineage: Eukaryota; Dinophyceae; Suessiales; Symbiodiniaceae. The record is from the annotation of a GenBank genome assembly.